AUGCAUAACUUAGCGAAGACAGCCUCCGUAGGUAUUGAGACGCUCACCCGUAGCAGCGGGGCCCCUCAUCUGCGCCUCAUCAAGGGGACUUCGCCGCAAUACCCGAAAUUGCAGCUCGGGGAGGAAGCCCUGAAGGUCCAGAGGGGGUAUCCUGGCUUUUUAUUUGUCCGUCGUAGACAUCACGCGGGUCCUCGCCGCUGUCCGACCCUGGUGACCCUCACGCUGCUGGCGAUUGUUGCAGCAGCUUACUUGGUGUUGCGCUGCAGACCUCACAAAGAGAUCCAGAAUGGCGUUGGAAACGCCACAAGAUCACUUGCAGCUGCUGACAGGGCACAGGGAGAACUUGCAGGAAUUUGUCAAGGUGGGGGAAGUGGCGAGUUCACCAAUGAUGGUGCUCAAGACGCAGCUCUUGAUGAGGAGGAGGUCCUCGAGCGCGCCUUGCUUUUCACGACUAGUUUGAAGAAAUUCUUUGAAGAGUUUAUGGUAACUCUGCAAAAACUGUCCACUGCAAUGCGCAGGGAAGGAAUGAGUAUCAUUUUGGGUUUGGCUGUCGUGGAGCUAUCUGCCCAGGCAACCUUGCUCAAAGUUGAACAGAGGCAUGGAAUACAAGUUGUGCUAGAUACCACAGAUUUGUUAUACGACACCUUGCGCCGAACCUUUACAAAGAAGGACAUAUCCCUUUGCGGCUUGCGGCACCUUCGGCAGUUGCGGCUCUUCUUAGAUGCACUUCCAGGCAUUAAGUGGGCCGGAAGGCAAAUUUCUUCAGCUGGAUCGCUCAGGAAGCUGGUUAAACUCCUUGAGCUACAGGAAAUUGCUCUGAAGCAAAUGCUGGAAGGUUUGAAGCAAUUGGCUAUCCUUCAAGCUGCAUUCGAGGGGUUCGUUCCAGAUAAAUUAGCCGACGUAGUCUUGCAAGAGAUGCGGCAGACAUUGAUCGUUCGUAGAUUUCAAUUGCUUCGAGACCCUGAAUUGAAUAGCUUCUUGCGGGAGCAACACACAGAACGGGUGCGUUUCGGACUCUGUGCCUUCUGGCAAAUCCAAAGGGCUCUUUCGCGUCCUCUGGAACAACAUCAUGAGCUAGUGGCCGAGCUCGCAAACACACCUCUUGGUUUGCGUUUAAGUGAAGAGCAGGGCGAGUCUUCGGGCGCCCUGCCAGGAAAGCUAGAGAGUCUUUCUCUAGAGAACAGGGGAGAGCCUGCAAUAGAGUCUGCAGACUCUGCGAUUUUGUUGAAGGCUUCAUAUGACUUAGGAACUGAGGACGAUUCCCUUGAGUCAAAUGAGGUUUAUGAUGAUUCGGAUGACUUAGGAGCUGAGGACAAUUUCCCGAAGGCAAAUGAGCUUUCUGAUGAGACAUAUGGCUUUCAAACUGAGGAGGAAUCCCCGAAGACAGAUGAGCUUUCUGAUUGUUCAGAUGGCUUUGGAGCUGAGGCCGAUUCCCUAAGGGCAGAUAAUUUUUCUUAUGAGGCACUUCGAUUUGGAGCUGAGGCCUGUUACCCGAAGGUAGAUCAGCUUGCUAAAGAGGCAUAUGGCUUUGGAGCUGUGGAAGCUUACCGGAAGGCAGAUAAUCUUUCUCAUAGGGCUUAUGGGUUUGGAGCUGAGGCCUAUUACCCGAAGGCAAAUAAUCUUUCUCAUAUGGCUUAUGGGUUUGGAGCUGAGGCCUCUUACCCACAGGCAGAGAUUCCCUCUCAUGAGGCAUAUGGCUCAGGAGCUGAGACCAAUUACCCGAAGGCACAUGGCUUACGAGCUGAGACCAAUAACCUGAAGGCAAAUAAUCUUUCUCAUGAGGCUUAUGGGUUUGGAGCUGAGGCCUAUUACCCGAAGGCAGAUACUCUCUCUCAUGAGGCAUAUGGCUUUGGAGCUCCGGACGAUUACCCGGAGGCCGAUGAGCUUGCUAAUGAUGCAUAUGGCUUUGGCCUGGAGGAAAACUUCCUGACGGCAGGUCAGUUUGGUAAUGAGGCUCAUAAUGAGCGUUUAUAUGCAGGCUUGGGACAGGCUGCAGUGCCACCAGUGGCUUACAAUUCCCUCGCGGCCUCUGGAAUCCCUCUUGCGGAUGACUCCGCACAUCGGAUGCCAGAGGAGCCUGAGGCUCAAAGUGACUAUGUGGAAACUGCGCCCGUCUCGCUUCCGCAGCGACCUGCAUUUUCCGUUCCUGCAGAGGCAUUUAAGCAAUUCAGAGCUACUGUAUCCUUGCAGCAAACUGUUUCCCGACGAGCAGCUCUGCCACAGAGCGCUUCUUCGCUGUCAAGCCCCUAUGGACUUCCCAGAUACGCCAGGCCCUUCGCAGCGCCUGGUGCGGCCGAAUUUUCUGACAAGUCUUUCGUCUUUGGACAAUCUGGAAGCCCUGAAAGAACUUGGUUUGUUAGGGCUCCAGCCCCCGGUGAGCCUUCCAUGGCUUGGGGGGCGGCGCAGUACACUUCGAGGCUUCCCAGUUACCCUCCGACUCAGUACCCCGUAAUACAACUGCCGCUAGGUCCGCAGUAUUCUUUCCCGCGAGCGGAUUCCACGAUGCAAUAUCGCUUCCAGCCAAGGCAGCAGCAGCCUUUCCCUGGCCAGCACCUCAUGCACAUGACGGGGGCUGGAAGUCAUUUGCCACAUGUUCCAUCUGGCAGACCGCCGAGACCAGAGGCGGCUGCAGUCACUUAUGGUUUAUUUAGGGCUCCUGUGCAUCCGGUGAGGCACCCAAUGCAGGCCGCACGAACUCCAGCACUCGCACAUGAGGCUCAUUCCCCUUUUGAGACUUUAGGAGGAGCUGCGGAGUCAAGACAAGCACGUACGGCUGCUGUUGGGCUGUGGGAAAGAGCCCCUGGGCCUCGCGAGCCGAAGAGAACCUUCCAUGGGGUGCCGCUAGGAGAACCCGUACCCAAGGAUCGAUUCAACUAG
Eimeria tenella is the source of this 2877-nucleotide messenger RNA. RefSeq names its product Nsp1p, related. The transcript has a single exon. Bases 1 to 2877 code for a protein of 958 amino acids. The record is from RefSeq and is a predicted model, not a curated record. Lineage: Eukaryota; Apicomplexa; Conoidasida; Eucoccidiorida; Eimeriidae.